AUGUUCUUCAGCGCCUUCUUCCUCCUCUUCAAUACCCUCACGCAGCCCUCGCCUACCCUCGCUCUUGGCUCAGACACCCGCCUAUAUGGCCCUGGCUCCAAGAUCCUGGCUUCAGCCCAAGCACCUUCCGAGCUGUAUUCAUCCCUGGUCCAGCAGAAAGUCCUCAAGACAGCCCAAGCGGAGCCCGACCCAGCUCAGUACCCGCAGUACACGGACCGGACCCAGGGCGAAUGGCAAUACUUCGUUCCCGACACGUGGACGACGGGGUUCUUCCCCGCGACGCUGUACGAGCUCAACACACGCGCGACGCUAUGUAACCUCACGGGCCAGCCGGACUGGGUGGGCAUGGGGAGGCAGUGGGCGGCGGCCGAGGUGCCGCUGGAGACGAACACGACUGUGGGGCACGAUGUGGGGUUUCUGAGUUUUCCGUUUGCGCAGGAGAUGCAGAUCAAUCCGUCGAACCAGACUGCGAAAGAUGCUGUCAACGCGUUCGCAACUGCCCUUGCAGCGCGCUUCAAUCCCGUCGUAGGCUGCACCCGAAGUUGGGACACGCCGAACAAUCCGACCUUGUUCCAGGUUAUCAUUGACAACAUGAUGAAUCUCGAGGUGCUAUUUGUGUCGGAAUCACUAACGGGGAACACAACUCUACGAGACAUCGCGAUCUCGCAUGCGAACAAGACGAUGGAGAACCACGUUCGACCAGAUGGUUCUUCUUUCCAUCUCGUGGAAUACAACUCCACUACUGGUGCGGUUAUUGACCGAAUCACCGCACAAGGCUACGCGGACAAUAGCACAUGGAGCCGCGGGCAGGCAUGGGGCGUGUAUGGCUUCGCGAAUAGUGCGUGCCGAUGUUCGUCCUCACUCAUCCUUCUUUGUACAGUGUAUUACCACACAAACGACACACGGUACCUCGAGACCUCCCGUGCUAUGGCCACGUAUUUCGUGAAUAACUUACCUUCUGACGGGAUUGUGCCUUGGGACUUCAAUGCGCCUCUGGAUCCACCCCGUCCGGCCGAUACAUCUGCUGCGACGAUCGUCGCUACUGGUUUGCUCUUACUUGCACGCCAGGAGUUGUCGCUCUCGCCUGCAAACACGACUGGCGCAACGUACUGGAGCAACGCCGCCAUGAACAUUCUCUCAAAUGCCACUCAAUUAGCAUGGCGCCCUGAUUGGCAAAGCCUGCUCUCAAACGGCACGGUGAAUAACCACUACCCAUCGGCGAACAACGACACGGGGAUCGUAUAUGGUGAUUACUACUACAUCAAGGCUGGGAACGACCUGGUGCAGAUGGGCCUCGCAACGUGCUCGCAAGAUGCUUCGAGCCCCGGUCCAGGUUCAGGCCAGACGAGCGGCGCGAGGAGCAGAUGUCCGCCAUGCGCAUGGGCUCGGAGUCUGCGCAGGAUGCUGGGGCGCAGUUCGUAG
This is a messenger RNA of Coniophora puteana RWD-64-598 SS2, 1422 nucleotides long. RefSeq names its product glycoside hydrolase family 88 protein. NCBI's taxonomy places the organism in Eukaryota, Fungi, Basidiomycota, Agaricomycetes, Boletales, Coniophoraceae. Gene Ontology annotation, molecular function: chondroitin hydrolase activity. The record is from RefSeq and is a predicted model, not a curated record. Gene Ontology annotation, biological process: polysaccharide catabolic process. The coding region runs from base 1 to 1422 and encodes 473 amino acids. The transcript has 9 exons.